Messenger RNA from Ochotona princeps (American pika), 2885 nucleotides. It is a transcript of the gene WDR27, whose product is annotated as WD repeat domain 27. The transcript is spliced from 25 exons. The record is from RefSeq and is a predicted model, not a curated record. Lineage: Eukaryota; Metazoa; Chordata; Mammalia; Lagomorpha; Ochotonidae. The coding region runs from base 200 to 2683 and encodes 827 amino acids. Gene Ontology annotation, molecular function: protein binding.
GCCAGUAAGUUGCAGGCUUUAUAAACCACAGAAUGCUGUGAAAUGUUUGAGUACAUCUCAGCUAGCUGUAGGGAUCUGGCUUGGUCUUGGCAUCUGCCAGCCCUAACUCAGCUGAUUUAUUUAGGCAAAAACCUGUGGCCCAGCUACCAGGAACCCCCUCUGAGCGCUCCGUGCAGUUCCCAGCAUUGCUUUUGCCUCCAUGAGGCUGAAGAUGGAAGGCCCUCACCAGGGCCUCUGUGCUAGGGACAGCUGUGGGAGCAAGGUGGUCGUAGAAAAGUACCUGCUGGAGUCCGGAGAGUCUGCCUCUCACGUGCAGCUGGCAUGCCGCGGUCGGCACUGUGCUUUCCCACGUGACGGAAACCAGCUCUGCGUGUGGGAUGUCGAGGGCCCGACUCAUGAGCUUCUGACCUUACAUGGACACCGUCAGUCUAUCACGGCCCUAGCGUUUGGGAACACAGUGGACCCCCUCCUGCUCUGCUCCACGUCCCUGGAUUGUGUUGUGGUGUGGAACCUGGACACAUGCAGAAAGAAGAUGCUGCAAGGACGGACUCCUCAAGGGACUGUCUUGGGCACCUGUCUGGGAACGGUCCUGUGUGUAAGAUUUGGUCUGGAGGAUCACAUGGUGGCAAUGGGUGCUGGGAACACAAUAUUGGUGCAGGAUGCCAAGGAUCAGUGUGUCAUCGGAGAACUGCAGGGCCAUGCUGGCCCGGUGACUGCUCUGGAGUUCUGUCCUUGGCAAGCGGAUGUGAUCAUUUCGGUGUCUGAGGACAGAAGCUUUAAGGUCUGGGACCUGUCUCGUGGUUCAUUACUGUAUAGCUCAUGUGUGCUCACAGCGUGUCCUCUCCUGAGCUUGUUCCUGGAUGCAGACAGCGAGCAGCUUGUCACCGGCUCAGCUGAUGGCCAGCUGUGGGUCUUCAGUUUGGCAGAAAGACAUCAUUACCGCCACGUUGCCCGUGUCAACCUGAGGAAGAAGAGGGAGGUGUUCUACGCUCGAAGACUGUGGCCUGGGCUGCACUGCCUGUCCGAAGAUCUUCCCUCCACCAAGCACCUGGGGGGAGAAGAGGUUGAAGUGACGCUUCCCAUCCUGAGCCUUGCACACUGUGACCUCUCAGCCAUCUUGAGUUCUGACUGCAGUUGUGCCAGCCUCUCUGCCGAGCGCACCAGGUGCUUGUGGAUUGGGAGCUCUGCUGGCUUGUUCCUGCUUAACCUGGCGAACCUGGAGCUGGAAGCUCUCUUACAGUACAAGGAUUUCAGGAGUCUCAGCAUUCAGGUUGCUGGUUCAUGUUCUGUGACAAGUGGAGCCUCUGGUCUCAAGGCACUUUGCCUGCUCACCUCCUUGUUUGGAAACCAGAUUGCUGUGCUGGAGAUUGACCUGGCAGCCCUGGCGAGGGCACAGUGGAGCUUGGCCGAGGGGUGGGGUCUCUCCGUGUUGGCCAGCUCCUGUGUCCUGCCGACAUCUCCGCUCCAUCUUGGAACUAUUCAGGGAAAAAGUGCUAGUCAAAAGCAAACUGCUGUCAAGAGUGUCAUAAAGGACCGACCUCUGGUUUUUCACAGUAAAAUCCGGUCAUCGGGUUACACAUCAGCACCAUGUGUAAGCAUGUUUUCACCGAAGAUUAACAGCAGGAGAGAUGGUAGAAAAACUUCAAAAUUCAGUAACAGUUACAAAUGCAAGGGCUGCCCUUGGGAGAAUUCUGUACCAACUAAACCUGGCCAGCAGGUGGCUGUGGCAUACAAGCCAGCGGCUGUGUGCUGCAUUCAGUACUCAGGAGAUGGACGUAGGUUGGCCUGUGGCUUGGCCAACCAUCUCUCCAUGGUCUUUGAUGCCAGCCUUACUGGAAAGCCUGUUGUUUUUUCAGGUCACAACGGAGCUGUGAGCACUGUCUGCUGGAGCCACAACAGGAGGUGGCUGCUCUCGGUGGCCCAGGAUGGGGCCCUGCGAGUGUGGUCCCUCUGCAGGAAGGAGCUCCUGUUACUUCUGGGUAGAGGUGUGUUCCCCAGGCCUGUUCACUCAGCACAGUUCUACUACAUGGACACAUUCUUGCUGCUGUCUUCCGGCCCCGAUGUGCACCUACUGAAGUACCACCUGGACCCUUGCAGGGACGACCUCAACAGAUAUAGCCCGAAGAGCUGGUUCCAGCCGGUGCACAGGCUCUCGGUGGCCAGCGGUGCCCACGUGACCAGCCUGUCUGCAGUGAAUGACUUCUACUCUCACAUUGUGCUCACAGCUGCCCGGGACAGAAGCCUGGAAGUCUUCGACCUCAAUGUGGGCCGCAGUGCUGCGGUGAUCGCCGAGGCCCAUUCACGCCCUGUCCAUCAGAUCUGUCAAAACAAGGGGUCGUUGUUCACUGCCCAGCAAUCCCAGGCUUACGACCUUUUCCUAACCACAGCCAUUGGUGAUGGACUCAGACUGUGGGACCUGAGAACCCUGAGGUGUGUGCGCCGAUUUGAAGGACACCCAAAUCGCUGCUACCCCUGCGGCAUUGCGUUCAGCCCUUGCGGGCGAUUCAUGGCCUGCGGUGCUGAGGACCGCCAUGCAUACGUGUACGACAUGGGCUCGAGCACUUUUUCUCAUCGCCUGCCAGGGCACACGGACACAGUCACAGGAGUGGCCUUCAGCCCGUCAGCUGCCCAGCUUGCCACAGCCACUUUGGAUGGAAAACUCCAGCUGUUCUGUGCUGAGUGACCGUUGACCAGUGAGCUGGACCAGGAGCACAAGAAGAACAGAGUGACAGUUUGCCUGCCACCAGCCAGUUGGAGGUGGCUUCUGCUGAAACGAGGUGCUGUGAUAGGCUCAUGGCUGUAAAGCUCUUGCCCUGACAUGGAGGUGGCUCCUCAUGCACCCCUGGAAUUCGGUAAAGUUAAAGCAGAAUGUUCCUAAUGAAAGU